Messenger RNA from Hippopotamus amphibius kiboko, 5352 nucleotides. RefSeq names its product ATPase H+/K+ transporting non-gastric alpha2 subunit (gene ATP12A). NCBI's taxonomy places the organism in Eukaryota, Metazoa, Chordata, Mammalia, Artiodactyla, Hippopotamidae. Gene Ontology annotation, molecular function: ATP binding; ATP hydrolysis activity; P-type sodium:potassium-exchanging transporter activity. Gene Ontology annotation, cellular component: membrane. Gene Ontology annotation, biological process: intracellular potassium ion homeostasis; intracellular sodium ion homeostasis; proton transmembrane transport. The record is from RefSeq and is a predicted model, not a curated record.
GGGGGGGGGGGGGCUCUUGGUCAUUCCCGGGUCCGGGUCCGCUCUGACCCCGCCUCGAAGCGCGCCCCGCGGUCAUGCAGGGCCUUUUACCGCGGGACCCCGGGAGCCGCAGUCGCCCUCCCCCGCGCACGCCUGCGGGGACGCUGACCAGCCAAUCAGUGAGCAAGGAAGUCGGGGGGCUUUCCCCGCGGCCGCCCGCCCGGCCAGGGGGGCGGGGCGGGCAGCGCAUUUAAGGGCGCGCCGCCUCCCGCGCUGGGCAGGCGCUCGGCCGCCCGAGGAGCAAGGGACCCGCCGCCGCCGCCGCCGCCACCGGCCCCGCCACGUGGGACCCCCGCCCGCGCCAUGAGACAGAAAACGGAAAUUUACUCUGUGGAGCUAGACAUUGAGAAAACAGACAAGGGGGACGACAAGGAGAAGUGCAGGGGCCUGAAAAAGACCUGCUUAGAACGCCAAAAGAAUCAGCAGAAAGAGGAGCUUAAGAAAGAACUUGACGUGGAUGACCACAAACUCAGCAGUGAGGAAUUGGAAACAAAAUAUGGUACUAACAUCAUUACGGGUCUCUCCAGCACCCGGGCUGCCGAGCUCCUGGCUCGGGACGGGCCCAACGCCCUCACCCCCCCCCAGAAAACCCCGGAGAUCAUCAAGUUCCUCAAGCAGAUGGUGGGGGGGUUCUCCAUCCUCCUGUGGGUGGGAGCCAUCCUGUGCUGGAUCGCAUAUGGGAUCCAGUACACCAACGACCCGUCCUCCUCGCUGGACAACGUGUACUUGGGCUCCGUGCUUGCCUUGGUCGUUAUUUUAACCGGGGUCUUUGCUUAUUACCAAGAGGCGAAAAGCACCAACAUCAUGGCCAGCUUCCGCCAGAUGAUCCCGCAGCAAGCGCUGGUCAUUCGAGAUUCAGAGAAGAAGACAGUUCCCGCACACCAGCUGGUCGUGGGGGACAUCGUGGAGAUUAAAGGUGGAGACCAGAUCCCUGCAGACAUCAGGCUGCUGUCUGCUCGGGGGUGUAAGGUGGAUAACUCAUCUCUUACUGGGGAGUCUGAGCCCCAGCCCCGCUCCUGUGAGUUUACGCACGACAAUCCCCUGGAGACAAAGAACAUCGGCUUCUUCUCCACAACGUGUCUGGAAGGCACAGCGACUGGCAUGGUCAUCAGCACAGGCGACCGCACCACCAUCGGGCAGAUAGCCUCGCUGGCGUCGGGAGUCCAGAACGCGAAGACGCCCAUCGCCAUCGAGAUCGGGCACUUUGUUCACAUCGUGGCAGGAGUGGCGGUCUCCAUCGGUGUCCUUUUCUUCAUCAUCGAGGUGUCCAUGAAGUAUAACGUCCUGGAAUCCAUCAUCUUCCUCAUUGGCAUCAUUGUGGCCAAUGUGCCUGAGGGUCUCCUGGCCACUGUCACUGUGACUCUAUCACUGACAGCAAAGCGGAUGGCCAAGAAGAACUGCCUGGUGAAGAACCUGGAGGCAGUGGAGACUCUUGGCUCCACCUCCAUCAUCUGCUCCGACAAGACUGGGACCCUGACGCAGAACAGGAUGACCGUGGCGCACCUGUGGUUCGACCACCAGGUCUUCGUUGCAGACACCAGUGAGGACCAAUCAAAUCAAGUCUUCGAUCAAAGCUCUGCAACCUGGGCCUCGCUGUCCAAGAUCAUAACGCUGUGUAACCGCGCCGAGUUCAGACCGGGACAGGAGAGCGUCCCCGUUAUGAAGAAAGCUGUGACUGGAGAUGCCUCAGAAACUGCUCUUUUGAAAUUCUCAGAGGUCAUUUUGGGUGACGUGAUGGAAAUUAGGAAAAGAAACCGCAAAGUAGCCGAAAUCCCUUUUAACUCGACCAACAAGUUUCAGCUCUCCAUACACGAGACGGACGACCCCGACGACAAGCGCUUCCUCGUGGUGAUGAAAGGGGCCCCCGAGCGGGUCCUGGAGAAGUGCAGCACCAUCAUGGUCAACGGCCAGGAGCAGCCCCUGGACGGGAGCACGGCCGAGGCCUUCCACACGGCGUACAUGGAGCUGGGCGGCCUCGGGGAGCGCGUGCUGGGUUUCUGUCAUCUCUACCUGCCGGCAGACGAGUUUCCAGAAACCUACUCGUUUGAUACAGACACGAUGAACUUUCCUACUUCCAACUUCUGUUUUGUGGGCCUCUUGUCAAUGAUCGAUCCACCCCGGUCCACGGUACCUGAUGCGAUCACCAAGUGCCGGAGCGCAGGGAUCAAGGUCAUCAUGGUUACAGGCGAUCAUCCGAUCACCGCCAAAGCUAUUGCCAAGAGCGUAGGUAUCAUUUCCGCCAACAGUGAGACAGUAGAAGACAUUGCAAAACGCCUCAACGUUGCUGUGGAGCAAGUUAACAAGCGGGACGCCAAGGCUGCUGUGGUGACCGGCGUGGAGCUGAAGGACAUGAGCCCAGCACAGCUGGAUGCGCUCCUAGCCGACCACUCAGAGAUCGUCUUUGCCCGGACAUCCCCGCAGCAGAAGCUGCUCAUCGUGGAGAGCUGUCAGAGGCAGGAUGCUGUUGUCGCGGUGACAGGGGACGGCGUCAACGACUCUCCGGCUCUAAAGAAGGCAGACAUCGGGAUCGCCAUGGGGAUAGCGGGUUCCGACGCAGCCAAAAACGCAGCCGACAUGGUCCUGCUGGAUGACAACUUCGCCUCCAUCGUCACAGGGGUAGAGGAAGGUCGCCUGAUCUUUGACAACCUCAAGAAGACCAUCGCGUACACCCUGACCAAGAACAUCGCCGAGCUGUGCCCCUUUCUGGUCUACAUCAUCGCAGGGCUCCCGCUGCCCAUCGGCACCGUCACGAUCCUGUUCAUCGACCUGGGCACGGACAUCAUUCCCUCCAUCGCCCUGGCGUAUGAGAAGGCUGAAAGUGACAUUAUGAACAGGAAGCCGCGCCACAAGAAGAAGGACAGGCUGGUGAACAAGCCCCUGGCCGUUUACUCCUACCUGCACGUCGGCCUCAUUCAGGCCCUGGGAGCUUUUGUUGUGUAUUUCACCGUGUACGCACAGGAGGGCUUUCGACCCAGCACCCUCCUUAACCUCCGGGUGACGUGGGAGAAGAACUACGUGAAUGACUUGGAGGACAGCUACGGACAAGAGUGGACGAGGUACCAGAGGAAGCACCUGGAAUGGACGGGCUACACCGCGUUCUUCGUUGGCAUCAUGAUCCAGCAGAUAGCAGACCUGAUCAUCAGGAAGACCCGGAGGAAUUCCAUCUUCCAGCAGGGUCUCUUCAGAAAUAAAGUCGUCUGGGUGGGAAUUGCCUCGCAGAUCAUCAUCGCGUUAAUCCUCUCCUACGGCCUCGGGAGGUUCCCGGCCCUGAAUUUCACGAUGCUCCGGCCUCAGUACUGGUUCGUGGCUGUGCCAUACGCUGUUCUGAUUUGGGUGUAUGAUGAGGUGCGGAAACUCCUCAUCAGGCUCUACCCUGGAAGCUGGUGGGACAAGAACAUGUAUUAUUAAGACCGCCUUACUUCCCAAGCCCCACAGCUGCACGUCGGAAUGUUCUUCACCUUCUGGCCGCCGUCUGGGCGAGUGCUGCUGCGGGGACGUCAUCAGAACUGUAGGAAAGAUACUCACUGAUGUUCUGUAAUUUAAAAGAGAGUCAACUUUAUAUGUGAUUUUAAUUCAUAUACCUAUUUCCUUAUUUAAAAAUAUGUGAAUUUCAAGGCAACGGCGUAGGGAAGAAUGGUAUGUUUGUAUGUAUGUGAAGCUCUCUGGUGUUAAAUAGUAUCUGGUAGUCCAGACAUCUGCUGGGGCCUCCCUGUUUCUUAAGUCCCAGAUAGGACUGCUCAAACCUCCAUUCCACACUCUGUUAAAAGUCCAGUGACCUCCCUAAGAUUCCUGGGAAUUCCUGGGGAAUAUAUUACUUCACAGUCACCUUGCUCAGAAAAGCCCAGUGCAGCUAGCCAUUGGCAAGGGAAGAAGUGAUGGCAGGUUGACGUCACGGCAACUUGGACGACCUCAGCUUGACCCCGAGGCAGCCUGGAAGGUCCUCAUCCCGCCUCCCAGCGCCUCAGGUUCUUUGUCCCCCCCCCACCCCACCAGCUCAAACACAGAGCGCCCAGGGCGUUGGCAUAGCCUGACUCCAGGUGCCCCCCGACCCAGAGGCGCUUUCCUCUGCCAGGAGUCAGCCUCGGUGGGGGACCGUGGUGGCUUCACACGCAGUGUUGAUUUCUCGUGAGAGAGCUGCAGCACUCACGUCACGUUUCAGGCUUUAACUUAGGCUUAUUCACAUGGGACACCCCAGGAGGGGCCUCAUUUUUAAGGAAAAGAUGUUUUAUGAAACUAGGGCUGAGAGCGGUGUUCUAAUUAGAGUUUGUCUGAAAUGCAGAGCGUAGGACAGAAAAAAAUGAGAUGUGAUGUCAAUGUUUGUUUGUUUGUUUUUACUUCUUUUGGUCAUCCUACUUUUCCAUGGAAAGUCGGAACUCCUCCUUCACCAGCAUCGUUGCUUUGUCCCCUUUCUGAUGGGUGCACAAUUUUAAGUCAGAAUUUCUGUGGAAGGGUCCGUCUUUCGUCAGCAGCGCAAGAGAGAAAGCUGUUUUCAUAGCCUUUCCGUCAUCAGCUGCACGCCCAGCACACACUGAUUGACCGCAUGACACGUGGUAAAGUUUCCCCAUUCGGUGGGCUGCUCCGCUGCCGCCUCUCCGUCAUUCAUGCAGACAAGGACAUUCUGCUGCUGACGGCGCUCGGUUGUGUCUCUGGAGCAGGAAAAGGGAGUCUUGGAGCCACGGUUCUCUGCCAUGUUCUCGGGGCCAUCAUUGUAACUUCAUGUAAAUAGAUUAUAAUGUACUGUGUCAUUGUGUGUGUGUGUUUAAGUUAAAAUAAUGUAUUUAAUCUCAAGGUUUUAAUCUGUCUUCAGCCACAGUUAUCACUGGACUCAUCUGAUGUUAGUAGUUCCGUGAACUGGAACCCUUUCCAGGCAGCAUCAUGACACCUCAUUCCAGUCUUGACAGGGCAGUGAUGCGUGCUACGCUUCAGCGGAGAAGCACUUGUCUGCGCUCUUUUCCCUGCCAGGCUGUCCGAGUGCCCCUCGCUGUGAUGGCUGGCAGCUUGUGGUCCUGCCAGAGCCAGUGGGAGAGGGCUGUAGGUAGAGCACAAAGCUGUAAGGGGUUCAUCGUGGGGCCGGGUUACGCUUGAAAGGAGUUAACUUUGAAGUAGACGUCUCUUCACAGCAGGAACCUUGUCUGGAAUAACUUUCAUAUUGUACAUACCUACCCUUGCAAAACGUUGACUCAGAUAUUUGUAAAAUGAGUAAGUAAAUUUAAGGAAUCACAGAAAUGAGACUGGUUAUAUCAAGUAGCUUUAUUAAGUUGUAAACAGAAAAGAGGCAAUAAAAUCUCAUAUCCGAAGGUUUUUGUUUUGUGC